AUGGGCCUCAUUAAACUCGCAAUGCUUGCCGGAGCCGGAAUGUACGCAGUAGACAAGUACACGCAAUCCCGACGUAAAAGGCAUCUCCCUCAAGAUUCCAACCACCAUACUCGCAACCCACAGCAAUACAUCGACAAUGGCGUCCCCAACCAACAUCACUAUUAUACUGAAGCCAAGCUGGGCGGCCAACAGCAGCAGCAGCAGCAGAAGGUCAUUCCUCUGGAGUUCACGCAUCGCCGCAACCAGCAACCGCAUCGGCAGCAGGGUGCUCAACCUCAAUAUCUACUGACAAAUGAUUCCAACGUGCCGGUGCCGGUGCCGUCGUACAGAUAUGAUCUCAAUGACGGUUCGGCUCACCACUUCCUCAAUCCCAUAACUAUGGUCAAGGGGCGAGCACAAGGCUUUGUUGAGGCAGAUGAGAUUGUCUCGGAGUCCGAGCUUGGCGGCACCAAGAACAGGCGCGGCGCAAGUGGAAGUGGAAGCACGGCGUUCUUGGACACGUUGGUGCAAAAUUGUGGGUAG
Messenger RNA from Cladophialophora carrionii CBS 160.54, 522 nucleotides. RefSeq lists its product as uncharacterized. NCBI's taxonomy places the organism in Eukaryota, Fungi, Ascomycota, Eurotiomycetes, Chaetothyriales, Herpotrichiellaceae. The coding region runs from base 1 to 522 and encodes 173 amino acids. The record is from RefSeq and is a predicted model, not a curated record. The transcript has 2 exons.